Molecule: messenger RNA, 1530 nt
Organism: Tachysurus fulvidraco (yellow catfish)
Lineage: Eukaryota; Metazoa; Chordata; Actinopteri; Siluriformes; Bagridae
Gene: tank
Product: TRAF family member-associated NFKB activator
Exons: 8
Coding region: 233-1246 (337 amino acids)
Biological process (GO): canonical NF-kappaB signal transduction
Source: RefSeq, a predicted model, not a curated record
CAGGCGCCCGGGGAUUCCCCGAGGGAAGUUCCCAGCUAGUUGUAAAACAUUUAAAAAUGUACAUUUGUGCGAAACACUCCAUUUCCUCCCAUUUAACGUGAACACUGAGAUGUAGAACAAGACCGAGGGCGCGCCAUGACUUCAGAACGAUAGAUAAAUGUAGGUGUUUCGGGCAGUUUUCGGACGAAGGAUCCAUGACUGCUGCGUUCGUGAUGUUACUGAAGGCUGCGGCAUGGAGCGAAACAUUGGUGAUCCGCUGAACAAAGCCUAUGAAGCCUAUCGCAACAUCUCCAUUGAGAAUGAAAAUGCCAAAAAGCUGCUACAGGAGAAGACAGAGCAAUUUCAACGGUAUUCACAGCAGCUGGAGAAAAAGAUAGAAGACCAAGAGCAGGAGAUUUCAGAGCUCAAAGCACAAUUAAAUUCAAUUAAGCUUGCUUCAGGGGAAGUGAAAUGUUGUGAGACUGCACACCAAAAACAGGAAACAGAAAGGUUGUCACCUAAUAUUCAGUGGCCCGGCAACUCCUCCUCUUCCCACAGGACUAACCAUAUUCUGGAAUCCUUGGAGUUUACACCAAUGCCUCCCCAUCCAGUACCCGGAGUUAGUGGCAUGAAGAGUGAGGAUGUUCUAGACACGCUUCAGGAAAUCCAGGGGACUUUCCAGAGGAUUCAGACUCUUGCAAGACGGCAGAAAGAUCACCUGAAAAGAAUACAUAAAGGAAAUAGUACCGCAAGUGCAGAUCUGCAGUUCUCCAUGCCCAUCCAGUGCACAGAUAAAAUUGACGAACAAGAUGAAGAGCCCUUCUCUUCCUCCUCAAGGCCACAGGUUGAUGAGGGCUUGCCUUCAGGUGCACUAGCAUCACGUGGUGCUAGCCCAGAGGACGGUCAUUUUAUGGACGAUAUUAAGUUCCCGCCACCCACAGAUAGUGAAUAUGAAUUUCUGCACAGUGCUGACAGGAGUGUACCACUUCCAAUGCCCAGAAAAGACCUGUCAGAGCCCAUUUCCACGGUGUUGGAGGAGUCCUACUCCUCGUACUCUGUCUCUGCUCCAGUAUCACACCUGCUGCCUGCAUCCGCAUCACACGAAGGAGUUCGGGGACCACAACAGCCUCUGUGGAACCCUGAUCUGACCCCAUUGGAAACAUCAAGCAUGGGGUCUAAUCACUGUACUUUUUGCCAGGCUACUGUUCCCAGUAACCUCAUGUACAGCCACCUCAAUUCACACUUCCAGACCAAAGAGGGGGAUUGACAAAGAAAGACCCAGGAGCUGCCUACUAGCCGAUGUCUUGCUUUAUUGAUGGCUUUGUUGCCUGUCCCCUAUGCACAAUGAGCUCGGCACACGGUGGCCACUGCAGCUUUUCAUUCAGAGCAUGGUGGGAGUGGAGGUCUCCAUGCUCAUUUAUUUAAAUUGUAAGAACUUGAAUGGUACGUUUUGUGGUAAUAACAACUCAAUUAUUCAGUUUGUGUUUGAUCUGUGGGACUUUUGAAUGUGUUGUCUGUUUGUCUCUGUAAUAAAGAAAUGCUUCCAUUUUA